Molecule: messenger RNA, 2262 nt
Organism: Cercopithifilaria johnstoni
Lineage: Eukaryota; Metazoa; Nematoda; Chromadorea; Rhabditida; Onchocercidae
Source: the annotation of a GenBank genome assembly
AUGAGCUCAUUGAAAGCACUGCUUAAUUCGAAAUCAUUUGACUCUAUGACAACUUCCAAUCUUGAAAUGACAAAUAGCAGUGGUCGGAAGCGCGGUGCAGCCCUAGAAGAAUGGUUGCUGCGGAAGUUUCCUGAACUAUACGGGAAGUCGCGUGAUCUGGAGAGCACAACCGUCACAGCAAAUGAUGUCGAAAAUCAACCGCUCAAUUUGGUGAAGCGAAGCAGGCGAGAUGUAGAAGUGAAAGAUGAAACACCAGCAUUUUAUACCGAUUGUACGGGUCGUAUUUAUCCCAAAACAUUACGAGCAAACAGUCAUAAUCGUAUAUCUGUGCAACGCUCAGAUCCAAAACAUGACAUAAUCUCAAGUGAAUAUUAUGUACUACCGAAAGGAGAUCUAUUUAACCUAAAAAAUGAGCACAUAUCAAAUCGAGUGGACAACGAUUUGGAAUGGAAUGAAAGUGAAAGUAAAACAUUACCAGCAUCGAAUUACGAAGGAAAGCGUGUUGAUAAAAACAUUAGAAAUAUCAAUUCUGCAACAAUGUAUGGACAAUAUAGCAGCAAGCUACAAAAUAAUGAUAAACGAGCUGGUGGAAGUAUCUAUUCGUUUACUACAAAUAAGCAAGUUGCAAAACGUCUAACAACUCCUAAAUUAACAAAGCACAAUGAUGCAGCCUACUAUCCGAAUAUUCAAUGCCUACUUUGUCGAGAGUGGGUGUGUUCCAGAAAUAGAUACAUGCACGUCGAAUCGCAUUUGCAAUAUCGCCCAUAUAAAUGCAGUUUUUGUGGAUACGAUAAUAGAAAAGAAAUAUUUAUUAUAUUGCAUAUCAAAAAAGUGCAUGGUGGCAGGGCUGAAGUUAUCCGGGAUAUUAAUACUGAAUUAGAACAUGAAGCAUGGAACAUUGCAGAACGAUGUGUUGAGCAUACACGAGACGUACUGCAUCGUGCACAUCAAGAAGCUGUUCAGGAUGAUAAAGCAUCGACAUCUACGGAAUCCAACAAUUCUACUAAAGUUGAAGAGGCAUUGCUUAGCAAAUAUUCAACGCAGUACCGCCCAAAAUUAUACAACACACAACGAGCGGAAAAAAGUCUAGUUAUUGAGGAUUCGUUGAAAAUGGGUAUUGUUCCUGAUUUUAGUGAGGUUUCAAAUCGGGAAGUGAAAUGUCAGGUGAGGCUUUACAAUGGUGUUAAGCACAAAGAAAUUGUGCCAAUAGUACAAAUACUAAUGAUUUGUAAUGGUUUUGUGAUUUCACAUGUAACGGUUAUGGAAGAACAUACUCGGUCACAUCUCAUGCAGCCAUCUUACCGUUGUUCCGUUGGAGAUUGCACACUGCAGCAUCACUCAAAAAAUUUCUUAACACGACACAUGAAGGAAGUUCACAAAUAUAAGCGAACUCCGACAGAUAUCAUAGAAUUGGAUUCAUCUCUUAAAAAGGAGUUUUGCAAAAUCGCAUCUCAAUGUUUUCCAAGUCAUUUUUCGGAUCAUCUUUCUUCAUUUCAUGUUUUUCGGCGAUCACCAUUACCACGGUCUCCAUUAUUGAAAUCAUUAACAGAAACAAACUGGUGCAUUCCAUCUACUUAUUCUACCACUUCAGCUAUGCAAAAUGCUGCCCUAUCAAUGUCAACUCUAACAUCCACUUUUAAAACGUCCAAUACUCCAAUUAUUAAACCAACAUCAUCACUUCUCACAACUAUACUUCCAUUGAAUUUGACGCUUCAAACUCCAACACCAUCGAAUGAUGAUGUAGCGCUACUGCUUCCAACAGCGCCUACUCCUUCUUUAAAAUAUACGCCUCGCUUAAAAGAUCUAAUGAGCGGAUCCAGCGUUCCAAUAGCCAAUCCUGAAUGUAAACCAUUCGUUUUUCAUGCAACAGAACACAGCUCAUCAAAAUGUAUCACAUUAACUAACCUUCUAGCAGCUGCACCAAAGAAUAAUCCUCCACAGGCACGCAUACAACCGUUAACACAAACACCGAUAUCACGGAAAACGUGCAGUUUUUGCCAAGAGGUAUUCGAGGGCGAGUAUUUUGUUUUGUAUAAACAUGUCAAGCAACAUUUAAGCUUACUACCUUAUGAAUGUUCAGUAUGCAAAUUUGCUGAUGUGGACAGAAAAACUGUCCAAGAGCAUAUUUCUCAUGACCACUUGAAAGCUACUCUUAUUGACAGGAUGACAGAUGCAAUAUCUCGACAGUGCUCAGCAUUAUUUACGGCCUGUUUUCCGGACGUACCGUUGCAACCAUCAUUGCAUGAUAAUGUGCAAAAAUGA